CGUCACUCGCCCGACGUGCACGGCGCCGCUGUGUAGGAAUGUGCGCUAGCCAGCCAACUUUUUCCACUUUCCCUUGCCGCUCGUACACUAGCGGACGCCUGCUUAGAGUCGCGCCGAGCCAGCACCGGAUCGAGCGGGCAACGCUCCGAAAGGAAAAAUGUCGUCCCUCUUUUCCAUGGAGACGUUCCCGCCGAUGGACGACGCGGUCCGAGCCUCGGCCGCGCCGCAGCUGGUGAUGCUGGCCAACGUAGCGGAUGCCGUGGCCGAGGAAAAAGAGAUGGCGGAGUUAAAGACAGUGGCGUGCGGCUACUCGGACGGCGAGGACGACAUCAGCUACGGCUAUGACGACGGCGCUGCCGUUAUUACCGCCGCCGACUAUUCGGAGUCAGUGAGCCUAGUCGCGGACGGCGGUGAAUUCUCGCCCCCGGACUCGUGCGUCCCUGCCCCUCCAUCGCCGCCUGUCCCGGUAGAGGUCACCAAGAAGAAGAGGCCUUUCCACUGCAAGCCGUGCCACUUUCAGGCUGAGGAUGAGAAUGCCUUUGUUGAGCACCUGCGAACACACGCCGUCAGCAAGGCGGUGGUGGGCCGGCGCGUGGAGGGGCGCAGCAAAGGAAAAGGGGCCCAGGAGCCCGCCGAGGAGGCGGCGGCCGACGCCAAGGGUCUGAUCCGCUGCCAGCGCUGUGGCUACAACACCAACCGAUAUGAUCACUACGUAGCACACCUCAAGCAUCACGGCAAAGAGGGUGACGACCACAGGGUCUUCAAGUGCACCUUGUGCGCGUACAGUACCGUCAGUCAGUACCAUUGGAGGAAGCACCUGAGGAAUCACUUUCCCAGCAAGCUGCACACAUGCACUCAGUGCUCCUACUUCUCCGACCGCAAGAGCAACUACAUCCAGCACAUCCGCACGCACACGGGUGUGCGGCCUUUCCGCUGCCCGUACUGCGACUACUCCAGCUCCCAGAAGACGCACCUGACCCGACACAUGCGCACGCAUUCAGGCGAGCGACCUUUCAAGUGCGAGAGCUGCAACUACCUGGCCGCCAACCAGCACGAGGUGACCCGCCACGCCCGACAGGUCCACAACGGUCCCAAACCGCUGGCGUGCCCGUACUGUGAGUACAAGACUGCUGACCGCAGCAAUUUCAAGAAGCACGUGGAGCUCCACCUCAACCCUCGCCAGUUCCUCUGCCCGCUCUGCAAAUACGCCGCCUCCAAGAAGUGCAACCUGCAGUACCACAUCAAAUCCCGACACUCGGGCUGCGACGUCACUGUCGACGUCUCCAAGGUUAAGCUGAGGGUAAAAAAACCUGAGGGGUCAUCAGCGGAGGAGCUGCCGACUCCUCCCGAGGGACGCUCCGAUGCCGUCGACCUUUCCAUCGGAAAGAAAGGGGAACAGGGCACGGAGAAAGCAGAGCACGUGGCCGUCGGAAAGAAAGGGGAACGGGGCACGGAGGAAGCAGAGCACGUUGCCGUCGGAAAGAAAGGGGAACGGGGCACGGAGGAAGCAGAGCGCGUUGCCUUGGGAAAGAAAGGGGAACGGGGCACGGAGGAAGCGGAGCGCGUGGGCAAACUGGAGCGGGAGAAAAGCGUCACCGGCGGCAGACAAAAGGAGACGCCCGCCGUCUCCGAAACCAAGAAAAGAGUCAAGAGAAGUGGGACCGACGGAGCACGCCGCCUGGAACCCACGGAGGACCGGACGGAGAAGUCUCCGUCCAAUUCUACAUCCGGAGGAACAGUCGGCCGGAGAGCUGCGAGCCGGCCUGGAAGUUCCGCCCCCAUUGAGUCGGAGCCAGAAGAACCCGCUCGGCGGAAGGGCGGGAAAUGCAAAAAGAGGAAGGCGGCAGGAGCGCCGGAGCUUGCUCCGGAGUCUCGCCGGGUCAGAGAGGGGCGGUCCCGUGCGGCACGCGGACAUGCCAACACCAGUGAGCCAGUGGAAGAGGGCCCACUCUGCCCACCCUUGGCCAAAGUCCAGGCCGCCGAGCCGGAAGACGACGAGGGCGUACACAGCGGCCACGAAGGCGGCGGCGGUGACGGAGGCGACGUCAGCGACAAUAGCGACGGUGCCUCUGAAGGCAGCGAUGACUCCGGGCUCAAUGGGAAAAUGGUCAACGACUCAGAGACGCCCAGCCCUGAAACGCCCGCUCCGACGGAGCAGAAAAGUCACACCUGCAUCUUCUGUGACCGCCACUUUCCCCUUGAGUCCCAAUACCGCCGCCACCUCAACCGCCAUCUUGUCAACGUGUACUAUAUGGACACGGCGGCGGUCCACUGAGCCUGUUUUUUUUCUCUGAUUAAGCUCUAACAUGAGCUGCGCUUUUGAUUAGCGCCCAGGUCUACAAGCGGCACUUUCAUUCAAUGACACGUCGGAUGAUGUCGCAAGGACUCGGCAAGACUAAAAUGGUUUUUCACGUAGCGUUUUGACAAUCUUCAAGCUAACUCCACUUUAUACACAAAGAGUUUGGUGUAACAUAAAUCAACAAUCUACGAGCAAGCAAAAUUGAGCCUUGAGUCUAUUACGACAACCUUGUCCAGCCAGCUUUUAAAAGGACAGCAGCUUUUUGAGAAAACGUCUAGUAAAUCUAGUAUAUCAUUAUGAGUGUUGCACACAUACAUACCAUUGACUCCCGAUACCUGGUUAUGGUAUUAGGCAGCAGAUUUUUUUUUUUUUUUUUGGAGGUGGGGGAUAUACCGGUACUUUUUUUUUUUUUGGAAAUACAAAAUGACUGAAUUCUGGAAUGUCAAAUAAAUACUAUCAUGCUUAAAACCCUUCAUGAAAGAGAGGGAAAAAAACUAAAUAGGCUUGCCACCUGUCUUUGAAAUAAGACUAUUCCAACUUGGGAAUUAAAAUUUGCGUUCAGUAUUGAACCAAGAUGGAAUAUAUAUAAAUAGAUUUUUAUGCAUUUUAGGAGUUUUGGAGAUGUCCCUUUUUUUCUCGUCGCCCGUACGGCUUUGUGCGCGAGGGGGGCGUUCCUCAUUUCUAUUUCUGAAAGGUGGCAACCCUAAUUAUAAACUUUGUGCAGUCAAGGUCACUAUACCACAUUAGUACGUUAACUUAGUUCAUGUGCUUAUCACUUUUUUUAGCUGACUACACAAGUUCACUAGCCUGCUUUUCUGUUUUCCCUCAUAACAAAUACAUUCGGAGUAGCUACGCUAGCUUUGCUCAUGUGAUUAUUUUGGUUAGGACAAACAUGUUAGUGAAAAGUCUCGGCAAAGAUAGCCAACUUUUUUUUUUAAACAGGUUUUUUAAAAUUCUCUUAAAUGAACAGAAGAUGACACACAAUCCUGGAGCAACAAAACAUUAAUACAGAUAAUAAAACAUGCAACAAUAUUAAAUGAGUACAAAAAGAAAAUUCUUUUAGUACAUAGGUCCAAUUGCAAACCAGCCUCAACCCCAUCUGAGGUAGAGAAAGUCUUUCUCCAUGUACAUGUCAGUGUUCAUAAAAGGUUAAACCCUGGGUGGUAGGAACGUUUUACAUGUAUUUUUCCAGUGUUUCAAGUAUAAGCAAUAUAAUGGAAAGAAUGUUAAAUGAGCAUUUUAAAACUCCUCGGCUCAAAAUACCACAGGACUUAAGACCUAGCUACCAUUUUCCAUCUCACAAAAAUAACAUUCAAUGACAUUUUGCCAUUUUUUCCCCCCCUUUAAUACGUUUAAUGUGUUCCUUUUCUUUGGCAUUUAUCGGCGGCCAUCUUGAAAGACAACCAGUAGUUGGAGACAACCUUGAAGACCACAUAUCGGACAGUAUCGGACGGUUCAUCAUAUCUUAGUACUUCCGAUAGUUUCCUGUAUUUAUUGCCAUAUCGGGGCCCCUUCCAAUCAAGAGCGUAUGUUUGCAUAGGAACAGUAGGGGCAUAACACGACCAAAUUUUCAGGAUACUCAAAUUGUCCCCACCAACUUUGAGGCAACCUUAUUUGCAUUAUAUAAUGAGUUGUUAUAAAAUAAUAAU
This is a messenger RNA of Corythoichthys intestinalis (scribbled pipefish), 3948 nucleotides long. RefSeq names its product RE1-silencing transcription factor (gene rest). The coding region runs from base 158 to 2275 and encodes 705 amino acids. Gene Ontology annotation, cellular component: nucleus. The record is from RefSeq and is a predicted model, not a curated record. Lineage: Eukaryota; Metazoa; Chordata; Actinopteri; Syngnathiformes; Syngnathidae. The transcript has 6 exons. Gene Ontology annotation, biological process: positive regulation of transcription by RNA polymerase II.